UGUCAGGGUUGCCGGGUGUGCGAAGGCGGCGGAGGCGGGAAGGCGGCGGGAGGUUGAAGGGAGCGAUUGCGGACUUGCAAAAGGGAAGGAGAAAGACUGAGCAGUGAUGGUGAUGGCGGCUAAGAAGGGCCCAGGCCCAGGUGGCGGGGUCAGCGGGGGCAAGGCGGAGGCGGAGGCGGCCUCGGAGGUGUGGUGUCGCCGGGUGCGGGAGCUGGGCGGCUGCAGCCAGGCCGGGAACCGUCACUGCUUCGAGUGUGCCCAGCGCGGGGUCACCUAUGUGGACAUCACCGUGGGCAGCUUCGUCUGCACCACCUGCUCCGGCCUCCUGAGAGGCCUGAACCCACCUCAUCGCGUCAAAUCCAUCUCCAUGACAACUUUCACCGAACCUGAAGUGGUAUUCCUGCAAUCCCGUGGAAAUGAGGCUUGCAGGAAGAUUUGGCUGGGUCUCUUUGAUGCUCGGACAUCCUUAAUACCAGAUUCCAGGGAUCCUCAGAAAAUAAAAGAGUUUCUUCAAGAAAAAUAUGAGAAGAAAAGAUGGUAUGUGCCCCCAGACCAAGUCAAGGGGGCUACUUGCACCAAAGGCGGGGCCCCCACUUCUGUCCAGGGCUCCAUCCCAGGAGGGAAGCCCCUGCGAACCCUUCUUGGGGAUCCUGUACCCCCCCUCUCGGAUGUUGCCUCCACCUCAAGCCAGUCUGUCAGCCAGUCUCAGACCCGGACAGUCCAGGCCCGGGGCUCCCAGCCCCCUCCUCACUCCUCAGCUAAGAAAGCCAGCACGGACCUGCUGGCUGACAUCGGUGGAGACCCCUUUGCUGCUCCCCAGGCAGCACCAGCUUUUGCCGCCUUCCCAGCUUUUGGGGGCCAGACACCUUCCCAUGGGGGCUUUGCCAACUUUGAUGCCUUUGGCAGCAGCCCCAGUUCUUCUGCCUUUGGAAGCCUUCCUCCAGCUGGCCAGGCCCCAUUCCAGGCCCAGCCAACCCCUGCAGCCAGUCGGAUGCUAACUGGGAGUUACAGCUUUGGGAACAGCCAGGUGACUCCGUUUGGCACUGUGCCGCUGGCCGCUGCCAGCCAACCCACCAGCCUUACAGACGUGGGCAGCCUCCUGGGACCGGGGGUGGCAGCUGGAGGGGUUCCUGGCAGUAUCUUCGGGGUGACAGGCCAGCUCCCCUCACUGCAGUCUGCCACGGCCGUCGGCAACACAGGACUUGCCUUUGGAGCAUUCACCAAUCCCUUCACUGCCCCCACCGCCGCCCAGCCCCAGCUACCUUCCACCAACCCAUUCCAGCCCAAUGGUCUGGCUCCAGGGCCUGACUUUGGGAUGAGCACUGCCGGGCCUGGCUUCCCCCAGCCAGUGCCGCCCGCUGGAGCCUUUGCCAGUCCCUUCCCCCCACCGUUGUACCCCGCACAGACCUCACUGACACACAAGAAUGGCUCUUCCUUCGUGGACUUAGGAUCCUCAAAAUUGGGGCAGAGGCCGCUGAGCCAGCCAGCUGGAAUCUCCACCAACCCCUUCAUGACUGGAUCUUCACCGUUUACCUCCAAACCUCCCACCACCAAUCCAUUCUUGUAGCACUGUGUCCCGUGGGAGGCUCUUCCCUGCUUUCUGGGGUGCCUCUGCUCCCUGGAGCUCUGGCGACCAUUUGCCUGUGGGCAUAUCUGUGGGUCUUAGACAAGAAUGAGCCUGAUUUGCAGGGGGCCUGGGGAAUGGGGGAGGUGCUAAUGUUUUGCUUAGGGCUUCCAGAAGACUCAAAUCCAGAAUCUUCCCUGAAGCUGCCUCCCUCCUCCACCAGCCCCCACCCAGAGGGACUCCAGGGAGAAGUGAAGGCAGAGCUGGUCUAGAGGAAGUACAGUAGUGUAUUUCUUAUCAAAUGAUUCUUUUAUUUUUGUGCCAGUCCUGGGGCUUGAACUCAAGGC
Dipodomys ordii (Ord's kangaroo rat) is the source of this 1911-nucleotide messenger RNA. It is a transcript of the gene Agfg2, whose product is annotated as ArfGAP with FG repeats 2. Gene Ontology annotation, molecular function: GTPase activator activity. The record is from RefSeq and is a predicted model, not a curated record. Bases 107 to 1567 code for a protein of 486 amino acids. NCBI's taxonomy places the organism in Eukaryota, Metazoa, Chordata, Mammalia, Rodentia, Heteromyidae. The transcript is spliced from 13 exons.